AUGGAGGACGUUCGUAGUCUGAGUAUUAUAGGCCAGCGUACUUUCGACGCGGACUCCUUUGGUUAUGAUCGCUUAGGCGAGAUUGCCCAGGUUGCUGAGCGGGCGUUGUCCGUCAAUGCAACAAAUGUUGUACGUCACGAUCUCGAUAGGCAUGUUGAGGUUCAUGACAUUUUGAGUCAAGAACUUGCACCUGUAGACCCGACCCAGCAACAUCCACCACCUGGACCUCCGAGGCAUUCGCGCAGUCUCGGCGUGGGCGUGGGGGCAAGAGACAAUCACAUCAUCUCAGCCACAUCAGUCCUCCCAGCAUGA
Molecule: messenger RNA, 312 nt
Organism: Oldenlandia corymbosa var. corymbosa
Lineage: Eukaryota; Viridiplantae; Streptophyta; Magnoliopsida; Gentianales; Rubiaceae
Source: the annotation of a GenBank genome assembly